AUGCAAGCGAUUGGACCAGUGAUCGCAUGGGCGGCCGGACAACAGGAGAUCAUGAAGAUCGACUUGUCGAAGGCAUUCCAUGCCAUCCCCAUCGCGGAAGACCAAAUGAACUACUACUCGUUUCUCGGAACGGACGGCACGGCGUACAGGUAUGUGCGCAUGCCGAUGGGUGCAAUGUGUGCCCCAAAACACUUCGCAGUCGUAAUGAUGAAAGUGUUGGGACAGCUACAUGAUAUUGAUAAGACGCACCCGGUGAAGAUAGAAAAGAAUGCUCCGACCGGUAUAGUAGAGUGA
Molecule: messenger RNA, 294 nt
Organism: Gregarina niphandrodes
Lineage: Eukaryota; Apicomplexa; Conoidasida; Eugregarinorida; Gregarinidae
Exons: 2
Coding region: 1-294 (97 amino acids)
Source: RefSeq, a predicted model, not a curated record